AUGGCCGAGAGUGCUGAACGCAAAUAUUGCUACAAAUGCGGGAAAAACGACCAUACCCCAACGGAAUGUUCAUCUAAUGAACGUCUUUGCUUCAACUGCCAAGAGCCGGGGCACCAAUCGCGUGCUUGUCCCAAGCCCAAAGGAUUCUUGAACAGAAAGUGCGGAGGAUGCAGCAAAAAAGGACAUACUUCGGCCGACUGUCCUGUGCGUUCAGAAUGGAUAUGUAGGAAUUGCGAACAGUCCGGACAUGGACAUUGGGAAUGUUUAAAGCCCCGCGGUUGUUCGAAGAUCAUAUGUCGACGCUGUCAGGAAAAGGGUCAUCUCGCUAACGAGUGUCCGAAUCGUGCGAAAUGGCAUUGUGCGAAUUGCAACACCAACGGGCACAUGCAUUUCGAGUGUCCCAAACCUCGCGGAUACCUCAAGAUGACAUGCAGACGUUGCGAAGAAAUCGGGCAUCUCGCUAGCGAAUGUCCCAACCGUUCAAAAUGGAGAUGCCUGAAUUGCAAGGAGCAUGGUCAUUUCCAGCACGAAUGUACCAAGCCGCGUCAGAAGACGUGUUUUUCUUGUGGCGAAGCCGGCCAUACACUUCCGCAGUGCCCCAAACGCGUUUGUUUCAAAUGUGGAGCUACUGGACAUCAGGGAAGGACAUGUCCCAAUCCACCUCGCUCUCAGCAGGCAUCCUGCAGUCGUUGCGGGGGUAGAAAUCACUUCCCUGGGCAAUGUCCCGUUUCGAAGGCACAGCCCAAUUCAAAACCUGAACAUACGCAUGAGAAGGAGCACUCGAAUGCAGCAGCUGGUACACAGGGUGGUGCAAACAGCGACAAUGCAAAGCAAGAGACGCAGAAAACCCGAGAGCAGUGGAAGCCAAAUCCAGCAGCUUCGAGUAUGUUGAGCAGGGCGCAGGCAGCGCUCCUGUGUGACGAGUACCGUUCUGCAAUUGCGUUGCUUACGGACGCGAUCGCGCUUGACAGGGGUAUAGCCGACAUCUACUCGACUCGUGGGAUCGCAUACGCUAAAUGCAAAGACUACCUCUCCGCUCUCGCAGACUUCCAGCUCGCAUCCUCGCUGGCAGGCUACAAACCUUCUGUAAAAGUUCUCAUCCAGACCGCUCGCUGUCGCUUCCGUCUCGGCUCGCACUCCGCUGCGCUCCUCGCCAUCCGCGAAGCGCUGUCCAUAGAACCUGGGGACCAGGACGCGUUGACGUUGAAAUGUCGGCUGCUCGACCUGGGGUCGCACAUUGAGAGGUACCAUGGUGCGCGGUCGCGCAAGCACUGGCGGGCGGCGCGGACGUCGUACGAAGCAUGUUUGACAGUGUUUGCAGAUGAAAGUGUAGAUUGUCCCGCGGAGAUCCAGUGCUGGGGCAUCGAGUUGCUCAUUGCCGAAGGCAACUGGGUGGUAGCGAUGAGAACCGCUGAUGAGUUGGUACACUCUAAAUCCCAUACCAUCGAAGUCAAGAUCCUCCGCGCUCUGGUGUUGUUCCUCUCUGGGAAGUUACCUCCCGCCUUCGACCAGAUUGUGGCUGUGCUGAAGCUUGAUCCGGACAACACGAGCGCGAGAGUGCUCCGUGCUCGGAUCAAAGAGGUUCGCCGUCUGAAAGACGAGGGCAACUCACAUUUUCAAGGACAGGAAUGGAUUGAAGCUGUCAUGAAGUACAGUAGUGCACUCGAGAUGGUAACUGAGAAGGAAGAGGACUGCAAGGGAUGUCUUCUCCGGGCGAUCCUAUUACUCAACAGGGCGACCGCGCGAUCAAAGAUCAAAUUGUACGCCGAAGGGCUGAAGGACGUCAACACCGCAUUAGCACUGGACCCAUCGUAUUUCAAGGCGUACUGUGCUCGGGGACGCAUAUACGUCGGCCUCGAACUCUACGAAUCGGCGGUCGAAGACUUCAAAUCAGCCCUGGAACAUGGUGCAGCCCUACUGAAUGCUACCGACGCACGAACUUUGAAGGAGGAGCUAGAGUGCGCGGAGAGGGAUGCAGAGAGGGAGCGCAAGAAAGAUAAGGAUUACUACAAGAUCCUUGGACUCAAGAGAACAUGCUCAGCGACAGAGAUCAAGAAAGCCUACCGUACUGAGUCGCUGAAGCACCAUCCAGACAAGGGCGGUGUGGCUGAGAAGUUCAAGGUUGUCGCCGAGGCAUAUGAAACUCUCUCGGAUCCUGCAGCACGGAGAGUGUAUGACGCAAAAUGGCCUCAGCCCGACCGCCAUGGCUAUUCAAGCUAUUACGACGACGAGGAUGGCUAUGACGAUGACGACGACGACGACGACGACGGUUUCUACGAUCAGCGGUACCACCGGAAUGGUUAUCAAUAUGACUGA
Molecule: messenger RNA, 2316 nt
Organism: Sparassis crispa
Lineage: Eukaryota; Fungi; Basidiomycota; Agaricomycetes; Polyporales; Sparassidaceae
Product: DnaJ-domain-containing protein
Exons: 14
Coding region: 1-2316 (771 amino acids)
Molecular function (GO): nucleic acid binding; zinc ion binding; protein binding
Source: RefSeq, a predicted model, not a curated record